AUGGCAGAACUGUAUCCAUCUAUUGCCCAGUGCGCCGUCGUGGCCACGGCGCUCAAGGUACUGCUGUUUCCCGCUUAUAAGUCGACCGACUUCGAGGUCCAUCGCAACUGGCUAGCUCUGACCCAUUCCCUCCCCAUCAAGGAGUGGUAUUAUGAAAAAACCUCAGAAUGGACGCUGGACUAUCCGCCCUUUUUUGCCUACUUCGAAUGGCUCAUGUCCCAGGCCGCUGCAUAUGCAGAUGCCGGCCUGCUUAAUGUAAAGAACCUGGGCUACGACAGCUGGCAAACCAUAUAUUUUCAGCGUACCACGGUCAUCAUCACUGAGCUAGUCCUAGUCUAUGCCUUACAUCUCUACGUAAAGACGUCCAAGUCCAAAGUCACUGCUCAUGCCGCUGCACUCUCAGUCUUGUCGUCGCCGGGUCUGCUCAUCAUUGACCAUGUUCAUUUUCAAUACAAUGGCUUCCUCUACGGCAUCCUGGUAUUGUCCAUGGUCCUGGCGCGAAACAAGUCGACGCUGCUCUUAUCUGGUCUUCUGUUCGCUGCUCUACUCUGCUUGAAACACAUCUAUUUGUACCUCGCACCUGCAUACUUUGUCUAUCUUCUCCGUGCCUACUGCUUGGGGCAGCGAUCUUCCUUCCCAUACUUCAACAUCCAGUUCUUCAACUGCGUCAAGUUGGGCGUGGGAAUCAUUGCUGUCUUCACAAGCGCCUUCGGGCCUUUCGCACUGUGGGGUCAACUCGAGCAAGUCAUCAGUCGCCUAUUCCCGUUCUCGAGAGGACUGUGUCAUGCCUACUGGGCACCCAAUGUCUGGGCGUUGUAUUCGUUCGCGGACCGAUUGCUAAUCCAUUUGGCGCCGCGACUCGGGCUGCACAUUGACCCAGAGGCUGUGAAUAGCGUUACCCGUGGACUUGUGGGUGACACAUCGUUCGCUGUGCUCCCAGAUGUAGUCCCUUUGACCUGCUUCAUUCUUACACUCGCCGCACAAAUACCCGUACUUCUGCGAUUGCUAUACACACCCACUUGGGAAGCCUUUAUUGGUGCUGUAACGCUGUGCGGUUAUGCCUCCUUCCUCUUCGGCUGGCAUGUUCAUGAAAAGGCAAUCUUGCUUGUCAUCAUACCCUUCAGUUUGAUCGCACUUAAAGAUCGUCGAUACUUUGGCGCGUUCCGCCCCCUAGCUGUCGCCGGCCACGUAUCGCUCUUUCCACUUCUGUACACGGCAGCCGAGUUUCCCGUGAAAACAGUCUAUACUAUCUUCUGGCUUGUCCUCUUCCUUCUGGCAUUCGAUAGGCUAGUCCCAGCCUCACCCAAGCCUCGCAUAUUCUUGCUUGAUCGCUUCUCACUCAUCUACAUUGCCCUUUCCAUACCACUGAUUGCGUACUGUUCAUUGGUACAUGGGAUUGUGUUUGGCGCCCGAUAUGAAUUCCUACCCCUCAUGUUCACGAGCUCCUAUUCAGCCAUUGGGGUGGUGAGCAGCUGGGUGGGAUUCCUCGUAGUAUAUUUUGACCUGUAG
Molecule: messenger RNA, 1509 nt
Organism: Pyrenophora tritici-repentis Pt-1C-BFP
Lineage: Eukaryota; Fungi; Ascomycota; Dothideomycetes; Pleosporales; Pleosporaceae
Biological process (GO): protein N-linked glycosylation
Cellular component (GO): endoplasmic reticulum membrane
Molecular function (GO): dolichyl pyrophosphate Glc1Man9GlcNAc2 alpha-1,3-glucosyltransferase activity
Source: RefSeq, a predicted model, not a curated record